Messenger RNA from Acanthoscelides obtectus, 1520 nucleotides. The record is from the annotation of a GenBank genome assembly. Lineage: Eukaryota; Metazoa; Arthropoda; Insecta; Coleoptera; Chrysomelidae.
UGUUCUGUUUUGUGAUAAUAUUUUUUACUGUUUUAUUAAAACUAGUGAAAAUGAAUAAAAUCGGGAUAUUAAAAAACUCAUUUAGUGGUUUUUCGCUGGAUCAAAAACUGCAAAUUAAAGAAUUAGGACGGCCAAUACCCGAUUUAAAAAAUGAGAAACAAAGUGGUAGCGGACAAAAAUCGCGCUGUCGCAAAUUUAAUAAAAAUGUGUACGAUAAAAACAGCUGAAUAUGUGGUUGUGAAGAAACGAAUAAACUAUUUUGUUUUCUAUGUGUUCUAUUUGGAGGUGACGAGACUUGGUCAAAAAAAGGUACAGACGAUCUUAUACAUAUAUGGGAUAAAAUGAAGACCCACGAAAAAUCUAAAGUCCAUAUGAAUAAUGUUUUUAGCUUUUCUAUUCUUGGGACUCAACUCAAUUCGGCUUAUCGCAAUGAUCUAAUUAAACAUAAUAAUCAAGUGGAUAAGAAUCGAUAUGUAUUGAAUAAAAUUAUUAAUUGUAUAAGGUUUUGUGGAGCAUUUGAGUUAGCCUUAAGGGGUCAUGAUGAAAAGGAAAAUUCGGAAAACAGAGGCAUAUUUAAGGAGCUGGUGAAUUUUAGCGCCGAAUUAGACAACGAAUUGAAAGUCGAUAUUCAAAGUGCCAAACUUUUUAAGGGUACCUCAAAAACAACUCAAAACGAGCUUCUUGAGUGCAUGCUAGAUGUUUAUUAUGAAGAAGUUAAGAAGAAGAUUGCAAAUUCUCCUUUUGUUGCAGUAAUUGCCGAUGAAACGACGGACGUAGCCUGUGAAUUUCAUUUAGUUAUUAUUUUCAGAUAUUUGUGUAAAGGACAACCAGUUGAGAGAUUUUGGAGAUUUUACGUCCCCGACGGAUACGAUGCCAAAUCAAUCGCUGCAUGCGUUUUAAAUGUUGUAAAUCCAUUACUAGAUCAAAAUCCAAACAAAUUAAUAGCUCAAAGCUAUGAUGGUGCGUCUGUUAUGAGUGACAAAAACAGGAUUAAAACUGAGUUACAAGUAUUAUAUCAGAGAGAAGAACUGAGUACUACUUCUGGAGCUGUUCCACUAUCCAUUUUAUUGAACGAGGAAGGAUUAAAUUGUACGUUUCAAGAAACUCUUAAACCAGAAUGCGCAGUAAAAUCUGGAGGUGGUGUAGGAGUUUUCACAUUAGACCAAACUGGAGACUUUCUUCCAACUGAUGAGGCAGAUGAAGCUAGCUGCAGUUUUCCAGCGAUAGUUGACAAAGGUGUAUCAUCUUCUGAGUCACUAUAUGAACAUAUCAACACGUUGCUUCUAAUAUUUCCAAAAACAUCAGAGGAGUGGCAAGAAAUAGCUUAUAAUAUUGAAACCAGAUGGAACUUUCCUAAUUGUGGAGGAUCUAUUGAUGGUAAACAUCUGCGAAUUGUUAAACCAGCCAACAGCGGGUCAUAUUUUUUUAACUACAAAGACUAUCACAGUAUAGUUCUCAUGGCCCUUGUUAAUGCUGAUUACGAAUUCAUAUAUGUUAAUGUACAAUAUAAAGUUAUAUAA